Trypanosoma rangeli is the source of this 563-nucleotide messenger RNA. RefSeq names its product hexosyltransferase. The record is from RefSeq and is a predicted model, not a curated record. Gene Ontology annotation, cellular component: membrane. Lineage: Eukaryota; Euglenozoa; Kinetoplastea; Trypanosomatida; Trypanosomatidae. The annotation marks the transcript as partial. The transcript has a single exon. Gene Ontology annotation, molecular function: oligosaccharyl transferase activity.
AUGCAGCAAAAAAAUUUUGUUGCAGUGGUCGCCACACUUUGUGUGGUUCAUGCCAUAUAUCGAGCCUACACUAUCCGUUUGAUUUCAGUUAGUUUGUACGGCAAAGUCAUUCAUGAAUUUGAUCCCUGGUUUAACUUCCGUGCGUCGCAGUACCUUGACGAGCACGGGUGGUACGCCUUUUUCCACUGGUACGACUACAUGAGUUGGUACCCACUUGGGAGGCCCGUCGGCACAACCAUCUAUCCUGGUCUGCAGCUCACGAGCGUCGCCAUCCGCAGGGUCCUUGCCAUGCUGGGGGUAAACAUGACAAUAAACGAUGUGUGCGUUUACAUCCCCGCAUGGUUUGGGAGCAUUUCUACGAUUUUAUGUGCGCUUUUGGCCUAUGAGUCAUCACGCUCAUUUGCCGGCGCUGCCAUAACUGCAUCCUUGUUUGCCAUCAUCCCCGCCCACCUGAUACGCUCCAUGGCAGGCGAAUACGACAAUGAGUGUAUUGCGAUGGCGGCGAUGCUGCUCACCUUCUACCUGUGGGUGCGUUCGCUGCGCGGGCCCGGCUCCUGGCCCAU